Messenger RNA from Oryctolagus cuniculus (rabbit), 8589 nucleotides. It is a transcript of the gene PTPRG, whose product is annotated as protein tyrosine phosphatase receptor type G. Gene Ontology annotation, molecular function: protein tyrosine phosphatase activity; zinc ion binding; carbonate dehydratase activity. Gene Ontology annotation, cellular component: plasma membrane. The record is from RefSeq and is a predicted model, not a curated record. NCBI's taxonomy places the organism in Eukaryota, Metazoa, Chordata, Mammalia, Lagomorpha, Leporidae. Gene Ontology annotation, biological process: protein dephosphorylation.
ACUUACUCAACAAGUUUAUCCCCCCCUGCUUUCGUCUUUUCGAUGUGCGUUUUCGGACAUGCGGAGGUUACUGGAACCGUGUUGGUGGAUUUUGUUCCUGAAAAUCACCAGUUCCGUGCUCCAUUAUGUCGUGUGCUUCCCCGCAUUGACUGAAGGCUACGUCGGGGACCUGCAUGAGAACAGACAGGGCAGCUCUGUGCAGAUCCGCAGGCGCAAGGCUUCGGGCGACCCAUACUGGGCGUACUCUGGUGCCUACGGUCCUGAGCACUGGGUCACGUCGAGUGUCAGCUGCGGAGGCCGUCACCAGUCUCCUAUAGACAUUUCAGACCAGCAUGCCCGUGUCGGAGAAGAAUACCAGGAGCUGCAACUUGAUGGCUUCGACAAUGAAUCCUCUAACAAAACCUGGAUGAAAAACACAGGGAAAACAGUCGCCAUUCUUCUGAAAGAUGACUAUUUUGUCAGUGGUGCUGGUCUACCUGGCAGAUUCAAAGCCGAGAAGGUGGAAUUUCACUGGGGCCACAGCAAUGGCUCAGCCGGCUCCGAACACAGCAUCAACGGCCGGAGGUUCCCCGUGGAGAUGCAGAUUUUCUUCUACAAUCCAGAUGACUUUGACAGCUUUCAAAGCGCAAUUUCUGAGAACAGAAUCAUUGGAGCCAUGGCCAUAUUUUUUCAAGUCAGUCCAAGGGACAAUUCCGCACUGGAUCCUAUUAUCCACGGGUUGAAGGGCGUCGUACAUCAUGAGAAAGAGACCUUCCUGGAUCCCUUCGUCCUCCGGGACCUCCUGCCUGCAUCCUUGGGCAGCUACUACCGGUACACAGGUUCUUUGACCACGCCCCCAUGUAGUGAAAUUGUGGAAUGGAUUGUCUUCCGGAAGCCUGUCCCCAUCUCUUACCAUCAGCUCGAAGCUUUUUAUUCCAUCUUCACCACGGAGCAGCAGGACCACGUGAAGUCGGUGGAAUAUCUGAGAAACAACUUUCGACCACAGCAGGGUCUCCACGACAGGGUGGUGUCCAAGUCCGCAGUCCGGGACGCCUGGAACCAUGACAUGGCAGACUUCCUCGACAACCCCCUGGGGACCGAAGCCUCUAAAGUCUGCAGCUCCCCACCCAUCCACAUGAAGGUGCAGCCCCUGAACCAGACGGCGCUGCAGGUGUCCUGGAGCCAGCCGGACACCAUCUACCACCCUCCCAUCAUGAACUACGUCAUCUCCUACAGCUGGACCAAGAACGAGGAUGAGAAGGAGAAGACGUUCACCAAGGACAGUGACAAAGACUUGAAAGCCACCAUCAGUCACGUCUCACCUGACAGCCUUUACCUGUUCCGAGUCCAGGCCGUGUGCCGGAAUGACAUGCGCAGUGACUUCAGCCAGACCAUGCUCUUUCAAGCAAAUACCACUCGGAUAUUCCAAGGGACCAGAAUUGUGAAAACGGGAGUGCCCACAGCCUCUCCAGCCUCUUCCGCCGACAUGGCCCCCAUCAGCUCGGGUUCCUCCACCUGGACAUCCUCCGGCAUCCCCUUCUCCUUUGUUUCCAUGGCAACCGGGAUGGGCCCCUCCUCCAGCGGCAGUCAGGCCACCGUGGCCUCGGUGGUCACCAGCACGCUCCUGGCCGGCCUGGGUUUCGGCGGCGGCGGCAUCUCCUCCUUCCCCAGCACCGUGUGGCCCACGCGGCUCCCGACGGCUGCCGCGGCCAGCAAACAGGCGGGCAGGCCCGUGCUGGCCACGACGGAGUCCCUGGCGUCCCCAGGGCCCGAUGGCGAUUCGGCACCGACCAAGGACGGCGAGGGCGCAGAGGAGGGGGAGAAGGAUGAGAAGAGCGAGGGAGAGGACGGCGAGCGGGAGCACGAGGAGGACGGAGAGAAGGACUCCGAGAAGAAAGACAAGAGCGGGGUGACCCACGCGGCCGGGGAGCGGAGCCAGGUGGAGACCAGCCCGACGCGCUCGGCUCCCGGCAGGACUGCCGAGCAGGGUGGCCACGAGACUAUACCUGGGCACGGGCAGGACCAGGCUGCCGUCGCCACAGAGGAGCCAGACGGCGCGAGGAACGUGGAUCCUGGCCUGGCCUCGGAUGCGGUCACCUCCACCCAAGUGCCCCCAGCAGUCACGGAGGAACAGUCCUGGAGUAACGCCAGGAGGCCCGAGAUGCCGUCCAAGAAGCCCAUGUCCCGGGGCAACCGCUUUUCCGAGGACAGCAGGUUUAUCACUGUCAACCCAGCAGAGAAGAACAGCUCUGGAAUGAUAAGCCGCCCUUCUCCGGGGAGGAUGGAAUGGAUCAUCCCUCUGAUCGUGGUAUCAGCCUUGACCUUCGUGUGCCUCAUCCUUCUCAUCGCUGUGCUAGUUUACUGGAGAGGGUGUAACAAAAUAAAGUCCAAGGGCUUUCCCAGACGUUUCCGUGAAGUGCCUUCUUGGGAGAGAGGAGAGAAGGGGAGCAGAAAAUGUUUCCAGACUGCUCAUUUCUAUGUGGAAGAUAGCAACUCGCCUCGGGUGGUCCCCAAUGAGAGUAUUCCUAUCAUUCCCAUUCCAGAUGACAUGGAAGCCAUUCCCGUCAAGCAGUUUGUGAAACACAUUGGUGAGCUCUACUCUAACAACCAGCAUGGAUUCUCCGAGGAUUUUGAGGAAGUCCAGCGCUGUACGGCUGAUAUGAACAUCACUGCGGAACACUCCAAUCAUCCAGAUAACAAGCACAAAAACAGAUACAUCAACAUUUUAGCAUAUGAUCACAGCAGAGUGAAGUUAAGACCCCUACCAGGGAAAGACUCAAAGCACAGUGACUACAUUAACGCCAACUAUGUCGAUGGUUACAACAAAGCGAAAGCCUACAUUGCUACCCAGGGACCUUUAAAGUCUACAUUUGAAGAUUUCUGGAGGAUGAUUUGGGAACAGAACACUGGCAUCAUUAUCAUGAUUACAAACCUUGUGGAAAAAGGAAGACGAAAAUGUGAUCAAUACUGGCCAACAGAGAACAGUGAGGAGUAUGGAAACAUUAUUGUCACCCUGAAGAGCACAAAAGUACACGCCUGCUACACUGUUCGUCGUUUCUCCAUCAGAAACACAAAAGUGAAAAAGGGUCAGAAGGGAAAUCCCAAGGGGCGUCAGAACGAAAGGGUGGUGAUCCAGUAUCACUACACGCAGUGGCCUGACAUGGGCGUUCCUGAGUAUGCCCUCCCGGUUCUGACUUUCGUGAGGAGGUCCUCGGCAGCCCGGAUGCCAGACAUGGGGCCAGUGCUGGUACACUGCAGUGCUGGUGUGGGCAGGACAGGCACCUACAUUGUAAUAGACAGCAUGCUGCAACAGAUCAAAGACAAAAGCACAGUGAACGUCCUGGGGUUCCUGAAGCAUAUCAGGACACAGCGCAACUACCUCGUCCAGACAGAGGAGCAGUACAUUUUCAUUCAUGAUGCCUUGUUGGAAGCCAUUCUGGGAAAGGAGACUGAAGUAUCUUCAAGUCAGUUGCAUAGCUAUGUGAACAGCAUCCUGAUACCUGGAGUGGGAGGAAAGACUCGACUGGAAAAGCAAUUUAAGCUGGUCACACAGUGUAAUGCAAAAUAUGUGGAAUGCUUCAGUGCUCAGAAAGAGUGUAACAAAGAAAAGAACAGAAACUCGUCAGUCGUGCCAUCGGAGCGUGCUCGAGUGGGUCUUGCACCGUUGCCUGGAAUGAAAGGAACAGAUUACAUUAAUGCUUCUUACAUCAUGGGCUAUUAUAGGAGCAAUGAAUUUAUUAUAACCCAGCAUCCUCUGCCACACACUACGAAAGAUUUCUGGCGGAUGAUUUGGGAUCAUAAUGCACAGAUCAUUGUCAUGCUGCCAGACAACCAGAGCUUGGCAGAAGAUGAGUUUGUGUACUGGCCAAGUCGAGAGGAAUCCAUGAACUGUGAGGCCUUUACCGUCACCCUUAUCAGCAAAGACAGACUGUGCCUCUCUAAUGAAGAGCAAAUUAUCAUCCAUGACUUCAUCCUCGAAGCUACACAGGAUGACUACGUCCUCGAAGUUCGGCACUUUCAGUGUCCCAAAUGGCCGAACCCAGAUGCCCCCAUAAGCAGUACCUUUGAACUGAUCAAUGUCAUCAAGGAAGAGGCCUUAACGAGGGAUGGCCCCACCAUCGUUCAUGACGAGUAUGGAGCAGUUUCAGCAGGAAUGUUAUGUGCCCUUACCACCCUGUCCCAGCAACUGGAGAAUGAGAACGCUGUGGAUGUUUUCCAGGUUGCAAAAAUGAUCAAUCUUAUGAGGCCUGGUGUCUUCACAGACAUUGAACAAUACCAGUUUGUCUAUAAAGCAAUGCUCAGCUUGGUCAGCACUAAAGAAAAUGGAAACGGUCCCAUGACAGUGGACAAAAAUGGUGCUGUCCUAAUUGCCGACGAAUCAGACCCUGCCGAGAGCAUGGAGUCUCUGGUGUGACUGGAACCCUGCAAGGGCGCUUACUUUGUAAACUUCUUGAAGACUGAGAACUUUUUUGAGGCCUUUUUUGCCAGACUCUAGGUUAUACAAUAACCCAGUUACUUUUUUACACUGAUAAAAGUUUUGAUAUUUAUUUUUUGCCAUUUUAUGUCUUAAUGGUAUCCUACUGAGCAUUUGCACCUCUGUUCAUUUCACACAGUGAAACAGUUUUACCUAGUUUGCACUAUCUGAUCAGUGUUACUGCCUAUAAUCUAAUACUAAAGCAAACCCUGACGUGACAUUCCAUGAUAGUACACGCUACUCUUUUAGUUCAGUACAGUGCAGGUCUUUGUUCUGACAGUGAAUCUCGAUUUUACUUUGAUUACUGCUAAAGCGGUUGCAUUCUACUAGCAGGCAAUGCUCGACUUGUCCUCAGUCAUCCUCUCCUGGUUUUUUUUGGUUGUUGUUGUUCUCGUUGCUGUUGGUUUUGUUUUUGUUUUGAGGCAUUGCUCAAUACUGUAUGCCUUCUGUAUUUUAAAGGAGUGGAUAAGCAUUUACUUUUGCAGAACAACAGGCUACCGAAAGCUCCAAGGAUGGUCUAGUGAGGUCGUGGCCUUGAAGACAGUUCCACUGACAGGGUUAAGAGAUUCCAUAGGACAUUAGAAGGCUUAAGGAUUGCUUCAGAUGAACACUUCCUAUUAGUUGCAAAGUUAUAUUCAAAUCUUAAAGAUUAUGUCAAAAUAAAAGACAACUCUGUAUUAUGGCUUUCACGGUAGCUAUGUGGACAGUGUGUGUUAUUUCCAUGUUGACUCUGAAGUAGCUGCACCCUCAAUUCAGGGCUGUCUGAAAAUAGAGAGAUGGGAAUAUUUUACACAGCUGUGAAGCCCUUUCUUUACUCUUCACUAAGGUUUCUUGGCUUAUAAUACCAUACCUCAUGACAGAUAGAAGAAUGAAAACUUUUUGCUGUAUCAUUUUGAAACUAGUCCUCUAAGAGUUCCCUAUUGCUCAUAUAGAUGUCUAAUAAAAACUACCUAUGUAGUCAAAUUCUUUCCUUUCCUUUUUGCCAAAUGUCUCAUACUAAAUAUCUGGAUCCCAUACAUUCUACUAUUUCAGCUUAAAUUGAAAACACUGUAUUAGCAAGACUCUUGGGACUAGCUACCCUCCUACACAUAGCAAACCUGAUUUGGAGAAAAAAACCAGAAUCAUGGAAGCAGGGAAAAGUGUUGCUAUAAAUGUUCAAGCAAUUUUUUUAAAAGAGACAGUUUUGUAUGCUUUUGUGUACUUUAGCCUCAAGAACAGACACACUAGAGGAAAAGACGCCUGUAAUCGGUAGAGCCCAAGGAAGUGAUGUGACUUAACUUCGGAGCUAUAUUCACGCUGCAGUAUGUAAUAGGAAAAUUCAAAGCAUGUCUAGGAAAUGUCAGUAGAAUCUGUUAGAAAUGUAAGCUACUUACUGUGAUUCAUUUCUUCCACUGCAUGUUUGCUUUUGAGGGAUGGCUUCCAACAGAAGCGAAAUCCUCUCCAGAACUGGGCCUGUUAAGAAGAAGAGGAUUUUGCUUAGUUUUUAAAUGCCUAGUAUGGCAGUAAACUUCAACAAAGAGGCCACAGUGGCUGCCAUCAAACUAUGUGAGUAGGCAUUAAAGCAUUAAUGAUGAUCAGCACCGGGGAAGUUUUUCAGAAUGGUGUUGGGGGACCAAAGAGAGAGUCUACAGGCCAAGUGCAAGAGUUCACGUGCACAGGCCAGGUCAACAGAGUUCUCAAGACCUGCCUAGCCUGCUAGGUUAAGUUCACUUUUUCAUUACACAGAUUCACCCAUGCGAGAGUCUACAUUUCAAAAACUGUAUGUGUCUUAAGAAAAAGUGUUCAGGUGUUCCUAGUUUGUUACAUUAGAGGUGCUAGAUGACAUGGAUGCCUUUUCUGUCUCCCUGCUCCCACCAGGGGUGAGAGAGAAAGCUCCAUCUAACACAGGAAAGCUUGAACCUAGGAACAUGACAUCUGCCAGAAGGCAGAGGGGGAUUGGAAGGCAAAGGUUUCAGAUUCUGGCCAGAGCUGAACUUUUUAGCCAAGCAAGUGAUUUUAGCUGUUCAGAGUAUGGAAUUGCACUUGACAUCAGGAAGUGACACAGAAGUCCCCCUGUACCUUUUUUCCUCAUAAAAGUAUCCAUUAGCUGGAAGACAGGUAGCACGUAUUCCCUUCUGAACUCAAUUCAUGGAAAUGCCUACCCUCCAACACAAAUCUGUGACUCUCUUAGUAUCAGAAUCAUGAUAAACAGACAGCCAGUAAGGUGGAUAAAUGCAUUAUUAAGAUGGUUGAGAAGUUCUCUGUGAGCAAUUUCUGUGUCGACAGCAGACUUGAACCACAGCCUACAAAUGCUGACCUGCUGGCCUACGGAGCAGUUGCUAUUUGCGCAUCUUGCCAAAAGAAUCCAAACACACUUCAAUGAGGACAGUGACAUUCGGCAGUCCCUCACUCGCACCACAGAGCAUAUCACUAGUUACUGGCAAAAAGAUGCUUCUGUCUUUCCAGAGGCAGAGAGUUUCAAAGACAACAGUGUCUUUGAAACACAAGCACACUGCUUAGUAAAUAAGGUUAUCAUCACUUGCACUCGGGGGGGAAGGAAAUAGCUACUGCAAAUUAACGUGUGCUUUCUUAUAAAUGAAGAUGAAUUAGUGUACAAAUUUAGUUCUAGACAAACAGAAAAAUCUGAGUUGCAAUGAUGACACCAAGUAGCCAUGCUGGACAUCAGCAAAGAGACACCUGUUGCCUUCAGAAGAGUUCUUUCUUGCAUCUGACCACCAUGAUACCUCUAAAAGGUAACAUCUAGAUUUGAAGGAGGAUAAGUUCAAUUGGUUUUCCUAAUUUUUAUGCCUUGGAGUUUUUAUAGUCCGUUUCAUGUACAAAGUCCAGCAAGGUCAAAGAAAGUGUUUAGGCUGUUGGGAUUUUGAGCCCAGAGUGACAUAGUGAAAUCAAUAAAUAACCUUACUUAUUUUAUAAGAACACAGCACAACUGCCUUGUUAUGACUUUUUUAACGCAUAUAUAUUGUAUUUAAAACUAAAAUACAAAUACCAAUUUACCAAAGAUACAUAUUACUAAUUCUAAGCAAAAAGAAUUUAAAAACCCAAACUCACCCUAAUUUCCGAAAAAAUAAUCAAAACAUAAACUUUAGUGGUUAUAAUGGAAAAUGCAUUUUCAACUCCUACAUUCUAAAAGUGGUGUUCAAAUGGUGCCAGUGAAUUUUUAUAUGAAGGGAAAAAUGCCUGCUUUUUUUUUUUAACAGCUCUAAUUACAUUUAACCCUUUGCACUUUCCCUUUGUUGUCAUUUAACAUACAGGACAUCAGCUUUUCUUAUCUCUAGAAAGAAGGCAUGCUACAAAUAGAAAGGAAUUGUAAUAAUGAUAUUUGGCCACUACUUUGUCUUAGCUGUUAAACUGUUUUUAGUAUUUUUGUUAAAUAUUUGCAAAGGGAAGCAUUUUCUACAGAGGAUAAUUAAUUUCAAGAAAAAUAUCUUGAGUUUUACGAAAUAAACAUCUCCAAAAAAGGAGACAGUCAAUUUUAUAAAAUGUCGCAACUCUCCAACAUUUGGGGUAGUGACUCCUUUUUUGUUAAGGCGUUUGAAACUAGCAAGCAGCCAUUGUUUCUAAAGAAUCCAGCCUUCAUGUUGACUCCUGUUUCGUUCACUUCAUUCUGAAAUAGCUAAAAGUCAUUAAAACUGUAAAUAUUUUGUUGCUUGGGUAAACAUCUUCUGGGAACUUUGUAUCUAUGGUAUAUAAUCAUAGAAUUUUAUAUUUUCAUAUAAAGCUAAUUUUUUUCUAGUUUCAACUCUGUCAUAGUUUUUUUUUUUUUCUUUUCGUGGUGGAUAUGUGAAUUCAACUUUCUGUGUAUUGAAGUAGCAAGAACCAUCUUUGCAUUCCCAAAGAAUCCAACUCGUGUUAUUUCUUUGAGGCAGUGAUUGUGAAAGUUGGGUUUUCCUUUUUAAUUCAAUUACCAUUUGUGCAAUAGGAAUUAGACAUAAUUAGUCACUGAAUCCAUCUGUUGCAUUGACCCAUAUUGAAAAAGUGAUUUUUUUUUCAUUUGUUCCAAGGGGGGAGGGGUUUUGUAACCUGAAAUUUUUCCCUUUUUUCUUCUGUUUAAAACUAUAUCAAAUCAUUCUAUUAUAGUGUUAUUUAAUAUGUAAAUUGUAUUGCUAUACAUAAAAUAAAGUAUGGUUUUUGAUGUA